CAUCAAGAUGUCUCCUCGUGCAGUGAUCAGCUUGCUGGUGGUUUGCCUCUGUCUGGCCUCCACAGAAGGAAGAGCAUUCAAAAAUGAGAAAGCACGGUUGAAGCGACAAGCUGGAAGUAGGGGUGUUCCCAGGAGCCAUCGCAACUGCACCUUCACUACCCUUGCUGACCAUGGCAUGAUCCAGAGCCUGCCUGGUACAGGGGAGGACUACCAGAACAACCUCAACUGCAGCUACGUCUUCAAUGUGCCCAGGAACAGCAGUAUUCACUUCAACUUCACCACCUUCGACCUCGAGGGCGGUAAUGGAUGUCCCUACGAUUAUGUUCGGAUCAAUGGUGGACGAAGAUGGUGUGGAAGUACCAUUAACGGGAGGCAAGUGAACGGAACUGGUGAGGUUGUGCUGAGAUUUGUCACCGACGGUUCAGUGACAAGCAGAGGUUUUGUGGCUCGCUUCAACAUCAGGAUGGAAAAUGGAACAUCUCCGAACACAACAGUCGCACCAGCCAACACGACCGUCGCACCAAGCAACACCACCGUCGCACCAGGCAACACCACCAUCGCACCAGGAAACACGACAGUCGCACCAGGCAACACGACCGUCGCACCAGCCAACACGACAGUCGUACCAAGCAACACGACAGUCGCACCAGGCAACACGACCGUCGCACCAAGCAACACGACAGUCGCACCAAGCAACACGACCGUCGCACCAAGCAACACGACAGUCGUACCAGGCAACACGACCGUCGCACCAGGCAACACGACCGUCGCGCCAAGCAACACGACCGUCGCACCAGGCAACACGACCGUCGCACCAGGCAACACGACGGUCGCACCAGGCAACACAACCGCCGAACCAAGCAACACGACGGUCGCACCAGGCAACACGACCGUCGCACCAAGCAACACAACCGUCGCACCAAGCAACACGACAGUCGCACCAGGCAACACGACAGUCGCACCAGGCAACACGACGGUCGCACCAGGCAACACGACGGUCGCACCAGGCAACACGACGGUCGCACCAAGCAACACGACAGUCGUACCAGGCAACACGACCGUCGCACCAAGCAACACGACGGUCGCACCAGGAAACACGACAGUCGCACCAAGCAACACGACAGUCGCACAAGGCUACACAACCGUGGAACCUUCUGACGAAACAACAAAUGCCUGCAACUACGACACUGCCUCCCUGGAAGGCAGAAUAUCUCUGGCAACUGAUAUUGAUGGUUUCUACACAAACAACGAAGAGUGUCGCAUCAAUCUAUAUUCCCCUGCUCUUCCCCACGUGACAAUGAUCAAUUUCACACGCUUUGAUGUUGAAUAUAAUAGCAACUGUCGUUACGACAGCCUGUCAGUGAAGCUUGGAAACAACACCAUCGACACACUAUGUGGAAACAACAGAGGUCCCUUCGUGAAGCAAUACUCUAACGCAGAACCACUCCUCGCCAUGACAUUCGUCAGUGAUUCGAGUGUUUCGGGUCUCGGUUUCGCAUUCGACUACCAGACUGAAGUAGAGUACUGUAAUGCUGUGAUCAAUGGUACAUCCGGGUCAUUCGCAACUCCCCCUGGUGGCUACAGUCCCAACAUGGCAUGCACAUACACCAUCAACACUCCCACGCCAGCUGAACUCCACUUCACCUUCGAGGAAUUUGACAUUGAGAGUGCAAGCAGAUGCAUGUACGACGCCGUUACCAUGGGCGAAGACAGACUGUGUGGAAGCAACCCCGGCAGCAAGACAUACCAAUCUGAUGGAACCUUUGUGAUCACCUUCACAUCUGACGGCUCCGUGCAAAGGGAAGGUUUCUACAUGUCCUUCACAUCAUCGCCAGUGGCAUAAACAGACUGACCUACACAGCGAGAUCUAGUUGACAACAAUAUGAGUAAAUAAACUCCAUGUGCUCUA
Haliotis rufescens (red abalone) is the source of this 1909-nucleotide messenger RNA. Its product is annotated as cubilin-like. NCBI's taxonomy places the organism in Eukaryota, Metazoa, Mollusca, Gastropoda, Lepetellida, Haliotidae. Bases 8 to 1843 code for a protein of 611 amino acids. The record is from RefSeq and is a predicted model, not a curated record. The transcript is spliced from 10 exons.